This is a messenger RNA of Myotis daubentonii (Daubenton's bat), 3270 nucleotides long. RefSeq names its product pyruvate dehydrogenase kinase 2 (gene PDK2). Gene Ontology annotation, cellular component: mitochondrion. Gene Ontology annotation, molecular function: pyruvate dehydrogenase (acetyl-transferring) kinase activity. The record is from RefSeq and is a predicted model, not a curated record. Gene Ontology annotation, biological process: protein phosphorylation; regulation of glucose metabolic process. NCBI's taxonomy places the organism in Eukaryota, Metazoa, Chordata, Mammalia, Chiroptera, Vespertilionidae.
AUGGACAAGCUGCUAGGCAACCUGGACACGCGGCGCCGGGACCGCCUUGGGAGCACAGAGGCAUCCUCCACCGAGGAGCAGACUGGCUGGUCCCAGGCCGAGGAGAUGCUGGAAGGAUACAGAGGAAAUGCCACUCCUCACCCACCACUACCGUCCUGGCAUCUGCAGGGCCUGGAGAGACCCCAGAGAUCGCAGAGGGAGCGACACUUGAAUGUAGGACAGGGAGGGAGCCCUGUCCCUGACCCAUCGGCCACACCUCACUCUGUCCCCACCCACCAUGGGCUGGGGGCCUUGAAGUGGAGUUCUUGGCUGGCCUUGGCUUUCAUCGUCAACCAGCUCUGCCUUCCUCCCUAUGGGCUGAGUCCUGAGGCCCAUUCGGGAAGUCGAGGCUGGUUCCGGAAACCCCCUCCUGCCCCCUGCCUGUCAGCAGGCCCCCCGCCCCUUCCACGGUGGACAAAGCGCAAUGAAAAGAAACCUCAACCCCUACCCAGAGCUCUCAAAACCAGUCAUCGGACGCCUCAGUUUAUUUUCCAGAAUCUGUUAUUCUCUAGGUCAGCAAUAAUAUGUAGGUUAUUAAAGUCCAGCUCCAGUUGAACCAGCUCAGUCCAGACCGUUGCAGCCACCUCCUGCCUAAGAGAAAGGUGGGAUUGCCUGGCUGGUGUGGCUCAGUGGUUGGUAUUGACCUAUGAGCCAGGAGAUCAUGGUUCGAUUCCUGGUCAGGGCACAUGCCAGGGUUGCAGGCUCAAUCCCCAGUGUGGGGCGUGCAGGAGGCAGCUGAUUAAUGAUUCUAUCUCAUCAUUGACGUUUCUCUCUCUCCCUCUCCCUUCCUCUCUGAAAUCAAUAAAAAAUAUAUUUUACCAACCCGGGCGAGGGGGCGGGCCCGGGAGGGAAGCCACGUGCCGGAGCGGGACGCGAUUGGCUGGCCCGGAGUUGUUUGUGAGCGGCCAUUGGCGGCGACGGGGAGCCGCCUCCAGCCGAUUGGCCGGGUUUUGGAGGACGGCCAGGGCCAGGGGAGGAGCGGUGGAACCGCUAGGCCGGGUUGGGCCGAACCGGGCCGGGCCGAGUCGAGCGCGAGAGCCCGCUGCGCGGCCACCUGAGCGCGACCUCGACCCCGACCCCGCCGCCAUGCGCUGGCUCCGCGCGCUGCUGAAGAACGCGUCCCUGGCCGGGGCGCCCAAGUACAUCGAGCACUUCAGCAAGUUCUCCCCGUCCCCGCUGUCCAUGAAGCAGUUCCUGGACUUCGGGUCCAGUAAUGCCUGUGAGAAAACCUCCUUCACCUUCCUCAGGCAGGAGCUGCCCGUGCGCCUGGCCAACAUCAUGAAAGAGAUCAACCUGCUUCCUGACCGGGUGCUGGGCACACCCUCGGUGCAGCUGGUACAGAGCUGGUAUGUCCAGAGCCUCCUGGAUAUCAUGGUGUUCCUGGACAAGGACCCAGAGGACCAACGCACCCUGAGCCAGUUCACCGAGGCCCUGGUCACCAUCCGGAACCGCCACAACGACGUGGUGCCCACCAUGGCACAGGGCGUGCUCGAGUACAAGGACGCCUACGGCGAUGACCCCGUGUCCAACCAGAACAUCCAGUACUUCCUGGACCGCUUCUACCUCAGCCGCAUCUCCAUCCGCAUGCUCAUCAACCAGCACACCCUGAUCUUUGACGGCAGCACCAACCCGGCCCACCCCAAACACAUCGGCAGCAUCGACCCCAACUGUUGCAUCUCUGAGGUGGUGAAAGAUGCCUAUGACAUGGCCAAGCUCCUGUGUGACAAGUACUAUAUGGCAUCACCGGAUCUGGAGAUCCAGGAGAUCAACACGUCCGACCCUAAACAGCCAGUUCACAUGGUUUAUGUCCCCUCCCAUCUCUACCACAUGCUUUUUGAACUCUUCAAGAAUGCCAUGCGAGCCACCGUGGAAAGCCAUGAAUCCAGCCUCGUUCUCCCUCCUGUCAAGGUCAUGGUGGCCUUGGGAGAGGAAGACCUGUCCAUCAAAAUGAGUGACCGAGGUGGGGGUGUCCCCUUGAGGAAGAUCGAACAACUCUUCAGCUACAUGUACUCCACAGCACCCACGCCCCAGCCUGGCACGGGGGGCACCCCAUUGGCUGGCUUCGGGUACGGGCUCCCCAUUUCCCGCCUCUAUGCCAAGUACUUCCAGGGGGACCUGCAGCUCUUCUCCAUGGAGGGCUUUGGGACGGACGCCGUCAUCUAUCUCAAGGCCCUGUCCACGGACUCGGUGGAGCGCCUGCCCGUCUACAACAAGUCAGCCUGGCGCCACUACCAGACCAUCCAGGAGGCCGGCGACUGGUGCGUCCCCAGCACGGAGCCCAAGAACACGUCCACGUACCGUGUCACUUAGGGGCCAGGGCACCUCUGCACCUGAGAGGAUGGACUGCUUGCUGCCUCUGGGACUGGCCACCACGGCUGCCCUCCCCGUCCCCUGCCCCCAGGUGGGGAGACUCCCCAAUGACCAGCUCCUGUCUCUAUGGAAGUCACGGCGGUGACCAGGCUGUGGUGACCCCUAAGUGCCAAUCUGUCUGUCUGGCGAUUCUGAGGUGGUCUCCCCAGUGUCCAAUCUCUGUGGGAGAUCCCUGAGGAUUGGGGGAUGUCUCCACCUGCUGGGGUGUCCCCAUGGCAGUCCUGAUACCAGCGCUGCCAUUUUCCUGCCAGGGUCCCCCUCACCGCCCUCCACAGCCUGGCCUUCCAAACAGAUGCCCUGCUUGCCCUUUCCCCUUAGUCUGCCCAGGCACCCCAGCCCUGGUCCGUGUCAGCAGGAGGAAAGGGUCCCCCAGAUCUCGGUGGUGGGUGGGGAAAGGGGUUGCACCCUUGGACCCCUGGGCGGGACCUGGCCUGGCAGCCUCACCCUCCACUCUGAGCUUCAGGUCCAGGUUAGGAGGGAAGGGGUUCUUACCAGGACCUCACCCCUAAAGUGAGGAGCCUGGGAGGACCCUGAGGUACACGCCCAGCUGGCUGCUUGGAGCAGGGGGCCCAGCACUAUUUCUGCCGCCUCCCAAGCCCUUCCCUGCACGUCCUAACAUGCACACACCCACCUGCCCGCCUCACAUCCACACCAUCCACCUGAGCUCCACCCCGGCUCCCACUGUGCCCAGACAUGUGCAUGCCUGGGGUGGCGUUCUCCCUAAUACUCUGUACAUAGCUAGUUUUAUAGCCCCGAGUGUCCCCACCCUUCCCCUUAGCACACGGGGGGUUAAAGUUGUGUGCUCUUCCCAGUGGCUGUGAUGGUGGCAGGGACAUCCACAGUAAAGAGAUGCAAUGAGAA